AUGGCGACACGGAGCUCCCUAGGGUUCACUGAGGAGCAGGUUGUGUGUGUGUGUGAGGUGCUCCAACAGGGGGGCUACAUUGAGAGGCUGAGUCAUUUCCUGUGGUCACUGCCCCCCACCUCUGGCCAUCUCGAGCAGAAUGGGAGUGUGCUCAUCGCCAAGGCCAUAGUAGCCUUCCAUGAGGGGAACUACAGAGAGCUCUACCAGAUCCUGGAGAGCUCCCAGUUCCCAGUGCAGAGCCACGUGAAACUGCAGCAACUCUGGCUCAGCGCACACUACAGUGAGGCCGAGAAACGGAGGGGCAGGCCCCUGGGGGCUGUGGGCAAAUACAGGGUCCGCAGGAAAUUCCCCCUCCCCCGCACCAUCUGGGACGGAGAAGAGACCAGCUACUGUUUCAAGGAGAAAUCCCGGGGCAUUUUACGGGAAUGGUACCUGCACAAUCCGUACCCCUCCCCCCGGGACAAGAGGGAAUUAGCCGGAGCCACUGGACUGACCGCGACCCAGGUCAGCAACUGGUUCAAGAACAGAAGGCAGAGGGACAGAGUGGCCGACUCCAAGGACAGGGGAAGCGAUGAGAACUCCAAUCCCCUAUACAAACAGCCCCUCCCGGGAACCAAGCUCCUGCUCAGCAGCUCUGACUCCGAGGAAUUCUCUCUUGGGCCUGAGACUCUGGGAGCUCUCCACACGGGAAGCUUGCCCUUAAACCCCAUCGUCCCACUGGGCAGCCCCCCAGACCUUCAGCACCCAGACCUGCUACACCCCUCCUGCCUGACUGAUGAUACCACCCUCAGACCUCUGACAGCCAGCCUGGUGGGUCUGGGGUCCUGAGUAACGGGGAAUGAUUCA
This is a messenger RNA of Hemiscyllium ocellatum (epaulette shark), 846 nucleotides long. RefSeq names its product homeobox protein six1a-like. The record is from RefSeq and is a predicted model, not a curated record. The transcript has 3 exons. Bases 1 to 828 code for a protein of 275 amino acids. Lineage: Eukaryota; Metazoa; Chordata; Chondrichthyes; Orectolobiformes; Hemiscylliidae. Gene Ontology annotation, molecular function: RNA polymerase II cis-regulatory region sequence-specific DNA binding; DNA-binding transcription factor activity, RNA polymerase II-specific. Gene Ontology annotation, biological process: regulation of transcription by RNA polymerase II. Gene Ontology annotation, cellular component: nucleus; transcription regulator complex.